CUUCCGGCUCGUGCGGUUCCAGGGACACAGGGAAUCAUAACAGCUAUACGAUGGUCGACUGAACCGUUUUUGCAUAUUUGUUUGUGUGCUGGAAUUUUUCAGCUAAUUUAAUUUUUAAUCAAAAACCCAAGCAAGCUGUAAGAAACAAAAAAGGCAUCAUGGCUGGUUUACCACCUGGAGACCCGAAGCUAGUUUCCAUGAUUGUAAAUCAUUUGAAGAGUCAGGGACUGUUCGACCAGUUUAGAAGAGACUGCUUGGCUGAUGUGGACACUAAGCCUGCCUAUUUGAACUUAAGGCAGCGCGUUGACAAUUUUGUAUCCAAUCAUCUUUCUAAUCAUACUUGGAGUCCCCACUUGAAUAAGAACCAGUUGAGGAACAACAUCCGACAGCUUGUUCUACAAUCAGGAAUGCUUGAGGCUGGAGUUGAUCGGAUAAUAACUCAGGUUGUAGAUCCUAAAAUUCACCGGAUUUUUAGACCUCAAGUGGAAAGAGUGGUUCAUGAAUAUCUUGCCUCAGUAAACCAAAAAGAUGAGUCCCAUUUUGGUUCUGAUCAGUGUGAAGAUUUGCAACCUUACAUAACAGCAACUCCAGGUUUAUCCUCUGGACCAGUUGCCACAGUGGCUAAUGAUGCUAUGUCCAUUUUGGAUACAAUAACUUCUUUAAAUCAAGAAGCAAGUGCUGCCUGGGCAUCAACUGAAAGCUCAGUGUGCAAAACAGGUGACCGAAUGGCUAAGAGAAGCAAUUCAUUGCAGAUAAGUGAUGGGGCCUCAGAGAAAGAUAGACCUCAAGAAGAAUUAGUUGACAAAGAAAAAACAAGCCCUGAGUUUGUCAUGAGUGAUGAAACCUACUUUCAAGAAAAUGAGAACACAGGUGAAACUACUAUUGACCUGGAAGAGGUGAAUAAUACUGCUGAAGAUAUUAGUAACUUGACAGAGCCUGGAAAACAGCUGAUUGAGGUGAAUGAAGAUGAAACCAGCACACCAGAAAAGCAGGAAGAGGGAAAAAUUAAAGUAAGUGAAAAGCAGAUCCCUAAAGUAAAAGAAGACGAGGAUGUACAGCAACAAGAGGCUGAAGACUCAAAAACACAAAACGAGAAGCACCACAUCAAACAGAAAGCCAGAGAGAGGUUAAAAGAAGAAUAUUCCUUGGAAGACUCUGAUCUUGAAGGUCUAAGUGAUAUAUCUGUGAGUUCAGUUCACACCAGUGACCUGUCAUCAUUUGAAGAAGAAAGUGAAGAAGAGAUUCUCUUUUCAGAUACCACAGAGGAAGGAGAAAUCACUUCUGAAGAUGAAGGAAGUCAAACAAAUAAAACCCUGUGCACAACAAAAGAAGAGAAUCCAGAGCGCAAACCAAGAGCAGGACGACAAGCAUAUGUUCACAAGCCUUUUCUUUAUUCCAAGUAUUACAGUGAUUCUGAUGAUGAAGUGACUGUGGAACAGCGAAGACGGUCAAUUGCUAAAGACAAAGAGGAAAGGCUUUUAAAAAGGCAACAAAACCGUGAACGAUUAGAAGACAAGCGGAAACAGAAAUCAGUGGAAAAGGCAAAACUUCUGGAAAUUCAGCGUAUGGAAGAACAAGAUAUUCAGCCUCAGAGUUUUAAGGAAACUCGAAAAGAACAGAAAGUGUUGGAAAAGAAAGUUGCUAUCAAUCAAAGAAGAAAAAGAGACUCAAGAAAAGAAGAGGAGGAUGAUUUCAGUAGAAGAAGGAAGUAUGAUGCAGAUGAAGACUCUAAAGAAACUCCUAAGAAAACUGAGGAAAAUGUAACGCCAUGUAGAGAUCCAAAGCCUUUUUGUUCAAAAUCACAGCUUCUUAAGCCUUUGCGAAGGCUGUCAGAGUCCAUCCUGCCUACAGAUGAAAGCAAGCAUGAACACCGGAGAAAGAGGUCAGGAAGCAACAUUUCAUCUUCCUCGCAAGCAGAUGAGUUGGCAGUUGACUCAGUAGAAUUAAAAGACCUUAAAAAGGUAGUGGAAAGAGUCAAGGUCCAUGCAUUUGCAUUAGAUCUGGAAUCUGGUUCAGAAGACCUUUUCAGACAGCGCAAGUCUGAGAAAUAUCUAAAAAAAGAUAGUGAUGCAGAAACGGACCUUGGAAAAAAGAAAGACUUUAAAGUUUCAAAGGAAAAAAAUGAAAAGGAAAAAUUUUUGACAGAUGAUAAAGGUAAACAUAAAUUCAAGAGUGAAAAAGUAUCAAAAGUUGUGGAGGGUACUAAUGAAUAUUUUACAUUGGAAAAUAAAGAUCAAGAGAUUGUUCAGAAAGACGUCAAUCAUUUGUCUAGAUUGUCAUUAGAUGAUAAAUCUGAUUUGAAGAGCAGAGCUAAAGCAGAAAAAAAAUCAAUAUUGAUUAAAGAUGUGAAAGCUGCAACUUCUGAAGAUCAAUCUGAAGAGGUUAUACAUAGAGAAGGAACAAAAAAAGUGAAAGUUGUUUUUCCUGAGCACACUAAAACAGAAUAUAGAGCAAAAAACAGUAAGCCAUUAGUAAAAAGUGAUGGCAAGUCUCUGGUCAAUACAGAGAUUGGAUAUAACUACCAGACCAAAAGUGAAAGUGUUUUAGAAGAACAUUCCAAAAUGGACUUCGUAUCUGAAAACUGGAAAAAAAAGAACAAAAUGGAGAAAUUUAUCAAAAAGCGAUCAAAGAGUUACUCAGAUGAUAAACACUCUGAAAGAUUUAAACCUAGGCAUGAUGUGAAAGAAUCCAAAGCAAAUGAAAGAGAUUGUGCAAGUCCUGAAUAUAGAUCAAAGGGUGAUCAGUUUUCACAAGACAUUUGCAAAUCAAAAACCUAUUCAGUCUCUGAUCUAGAGCGAAAAUCCAAAAAUUGUGACCUUUUUACAGAAAGAAAAUCUGCUUCAGAAACUGAAACUGAUAUUACGGGGAAGCCAUCAUCUAGUAGUUUACAGAAAGAUAGUAGCCAAAGAUUUAAAACUGAGAAGUCUGUAUUCAAAAUAAAACAUAAACUAGAUUCCAAAUCUCCAUCAGAUUUCAAGACAGAAAAAAAGUUAUCAAUUGUAGAGUCAAAAGUUAAAGGUACUAAACCUGGCCACAAAAUUGAUACAUUCAAAGAAAGAAAGGACAUUCUAAAAGAAUAUAAAAAAGGUGGUGCAGAGAAAUCGAUUGAAUUUAAAUUGGAUAGUGAAGAAACUGGACUUGACUGUCAGUUUAACAACACAUCAGUAGAUGUGAAAUUCGGUAUGGAAGACUGUGAAAGGAAAGACCAUGAAGUGGAAUUAAUAGUUUCUGUUGAUCAGUCAGACAAGGCAAACUCGUUUAAGAGUAGUACUGAAUUUCUCACUGUAGCUCCUUUGAAGGAAACAUCAGAUACUCUUUCUCAUGAUGCUGAUCAGUCUGUGAUUGUUGACACAGACUUUAGAAGCUCUGAACUAGUUAUUCCGUCAAAACCUGACCAGCUGGACAAUGUUUCUAUCAAAACACCAGAUGGGAACUGUUCUGUGGAACCUGAAAUUGGCACAACUUAUUUGGCAAGUAAUUUAGCAGCUGUUGAGUCUGAGAGAGGUUUGACCGUUCACUCAGAAGCUAUGAUGGUUACUGAAUCUAAUCUGACACAGGAGAAGAAAACUGGAGAAGAUGGCUUUUUAUAUAUAGAUUUACAAGAAACUAAAAGUAGUGUUUCAAAUGAAACAGAUUCUAUUUUGAUUGCCAAAGAUGCUGCAGCUGAGUGUAGCAGUUUGAGCCAAAUAGAUAAAAGGGACAUUGAAUAUACUAUUAAAGAUGUUUCUUUAGAAAUGGAAUUUGAAAAGACACUUGAAGUUUCUUCACAAGUGGUAAAUGAACAAGAGGAUCAGCAAGAUACAGCUAUAAAUGUAAUGGAUUCUGAAAAUAGCUACAGAGAAAAUGAAAGCAGUUAUAUUUCUGAGAGUAUAGAUAACACAGUGAUCAAGGAAGACACUGAAGAAUUUUCUGAAUCAUCUUUUGAAGGUGCUGAUCAAAAGACUAAAGAAGCUGCAUUAACUCUGCUUUCAAUGGACACAGAAAUUCCAGCUCAGAAGUCAGUUUCUCAAGCAUAUUUUUGUGUUCCUUCUCAGCCAGUGGAUCUUGGUGGUACCCAUGAGGAAAGUACUAUAUUAGUGUCUAAUGACAGUUCAGUAAGCCAAUUUUCAGAAAAACAAAGUGAUUUUAGUUUGAAACAAGACUAUAACAAAACUUGUUUGUCACCAGGAUGUUUAACAGAACAGUUGUACAAUACUAAAUCAGUAUCAGAUGAAAACAUGUCUUUUAAAGAUCCCAAUGUGUUACUUGUUGAACAUAAAUUUAAGGACACCAAAGUGCAAGAAGAGGAAUUACGAAUAAAAGAGUUCACAAAUGAGGACAAUGCUACUGAAUGGACUAUUGACAAUGAAGAUGCAUUGGGUGAAACCGAGUUUGCAGAAGUCCCAGUUGAAAUAUUUAAACCAUCACCACAGGACCAAAAAGACACAGAGUCAAUUAAGGACACAGUAAAGGAUAAUGCUGAUGGAAAGAAGAGCUCUCACAGAUCAGGAUCACCUAAACUUACUAAAUCUCUCCUGAAAGUUGAGUGUGCAACAGAAAGCAGUAAUCUACAAAAAAAAGGUGCUUUAGGACAUCUUGAAGGAUCCCCUCUGAUGCCAUACACUGAAAAAAAUGAAAUUUCUAAAGAAGAAGAAAUACAUUUUCAGAACAGUGAAGGAGAGCAAGAAACUAAUAAACAAGCAGAAGUUAAUGUUCUAUAUUCUGAAGCUUCUGCAGAGUUUAAUGAAGCACCUCAGCCAGCAGAGACCAUUCAGAUGCAGAUAAUUAAACACACCGAUAUUCAAAGUCUGAAUAUGGAACAGAAAGAGCAAGAAGAAUCUUCUAUGCAUGAAAAAAAAAGUGAUGUACAAACCCCAGAAAAAAGGAAAAGGGGCCGUCCAAAGAAUAUUGUUACUUCUGAUUCAAAUAAAGCACUAACUGGAAAAGCCAAUGAAGCAGACACAUCAGUAGAGCAGGAUGAAGAAACUGCAAACAGUGCAGAUAACUCUUCAACAGCAGCACAAUCAUUGAUGAAAUUUUCUGAACUGAAUGUGGAAGUGGAAAAUGCAACCAAACAAACAAGCUGUCAAAACUCGGAGGCAGAGGAUAAGAAGGAAAAAAAACAAGGUCGCAGAGGCAGAACACCAAAACUCCAGUCUGCUUCAGGUUUUGAAGAAUGCAAAUACAUAAAUGAAAAAGAAUUGGAAAUGGUGUCUGCAACAGAGGCUUCUGAAUGUAUAAAGACACCCCGGAGAGGAAGACCCCCAAAGCUCAAGGCCCAGAAUGUUAUUAGCAAAUCUCCAAAGUCUGAUAAGGAAGAAAAGGAUGCUUCUGUGCAAAAAUCAGAAAGUGCAGGAUGUGUUGAGGAGAAAAAGCCUGCACGGAGGGGAAGGCCAAAAAAACACCCAACUCCAGAAAAAUUAAUACAUGAAUCUUUGAAGAAAGAAAAUGAAGUUUUCUUUAAUGAGUCAGAAAAUGAUCAUAAACCUGGAAGGAUUGAACAGGCACAAGCAGUUAGCAAAGGAAGACCACCCAAACAUUCUGGCUUUGCUAAGAACCAAAAUAAAGAUAGUCUCCCUGUGGAUGAAAAAGACAUUAAAGAGCAGAAAAAUGAUCCUGCACAAAAUGAGGAUGAAUGUGAAAAAGGAAAAGAAGCAAAACCACGCAAGGGAAGACCACCCAAACACCCACGAACAGUUUCUGAUGAAAUUAGCAAAAUUACUGUGGUAGAGAGUGAAGGACGUAAAUUAGACCAUAAGUCAGAAAGUGAAGAAGAAUUUGAAAAGCCUCGCAGAGGGCGACCACCAAAAAAUCGCAGCACACCCUUGAAAGAAACAAAUAAAUUAACAAAGGAAGAAGUGGAGUCAGUUGACAGAUUAGGAGAUGUGGAAAAUUUGGAAAAAACUGACAAAACACUCCGGAAUGGGCAACAUUCUGCAGUUCAAUUUAAAGAGGCAGGAAACCAACAAAAUAAUGAAGCUGAUCAGAAAAAAGAACACAGUACAAGUCAGGGACCGAAUGAGAAUACUAAUGCUGAGAAAGUGGAGAUUAAGAAGCCUGGGCGGAGAGGAAGACCUCCAAAAAGUCCCAUCUCAGAGGAAACAAAAGGUAAUAUGAAUAAGGAACAGAUUGUGUUACAGUUUUCUGACGCAAACACAAAUAAGGAAGAAAAUCUUGUUGCAGAAGAAAGAAGUGUUAAACAUGGAAAUAUAGCAAGCUCACCCUCAUUAUCCAGAGAGUCAAAUAAAAUAUCUGGAAAAAGAAAACGUGAAUCAGAGUCCGGAGACUCUGAAGAGGAAAAGUCACAUGUUAAGGAAGAAGGAAAAAAACGAAGAGGAAGACCACCUAAGUACCCUCGUGAAGACCGUGUUUCUAAUUUAGGGAUCCCAAUUAAAGUGUGUGACCAUAUCACAGAAGAAGCAAAAGUUAAACCAGAUGAAGAUAAAGAAAAAUCAGUUGAAAAGAAGCCAGCUCGAAGAGGAAGACCUGCCAAAGCUUCAGGAGAUAAUGCUGAAAAACAAGAGUCAUUCAAAAAAGAAAAAAAAACUGAAACCCAAGAAAGUGAAGAUAUAUGUAAGAAAGUAGAUCAUGAGCAUAAUCUUGAAGAGAAGAAUAAGGAGGAAAAACAAAAAACAUCAAUUUCUACUUCCCAGUUAGACGUUGAGAAACAAAAGCCUGGUAAAUCUGCAAAGGAUAUGAGAAAGUUGGUGAGCCCAGAGUCAACACCCACUCGGAAAAGAAAGCUUUCUGCUUCAUCUUCUGUCUCACCUGCAAGUGCACAAUCAAGAGUACAGUCUAGUCAAUCAAAUAAGCAGUGGCGGAAAAAUGAAAUCAGUCCUACUAUGCCCAGAGGAAGAGGAGCUCCAAAACUUGAAGAAACACCUGCCAAAAAAGCAAAGCGAUAAAGUUUAAAAGUAAUGAUAGUGAUUGAAUUGUUGUCCCGAUUAAAUUUUGAUUUGAGAGACGUUUUUAAAUAUAUUUGAUGUGAAUGAUAUUUAAGUUGUAAUACUUUUAUCAAUUUUACAAACCAUAUGUGAUAUUUUUAUAUACAUUUUUCUGUAAAUGUAAAUAUUGUUUAAAUUCUGAUUUAAGCUAUCAACAUGCACUUGUGUUGUUUACUGUAAUCUGCAUCAUUAUUGUUGUUAACCCUUGUACAUUUACCUAUUUCAGUGAUUUUUUUUUUAAUAUACUUACUAUAUGCUGUUGUGACUAUACACAUUUAAUGGUGCUGUUAUUAUAAACAUUUUUAAAUGUGUGAUGUUAAAUCUGUA
Polypterus senegalus (gray bichir) is the source of this 7250-nucleotide messenger RNA. It is a transcript of the gene bod1l1, whose product is annotated as biorientation of chromosomes in cell division 1-like 1. Gene Ontology annotation, molecular function: DNA binding. The record is from RefSeq and is a predicted model, not a curated record. NCBI's taxonomy places the organism in Eukaryota, Metazoa, Chordata, Cladistia, Polypteriformes, Polypteridae. The coding region runs from base 159 to 6884 and encodes 2241 amino acids. The transcript is spliced from 45 exons.